This is a messenger RNA of Pteropus alecto (black flying fox), 2612 nucleotides long. It is a transcript of the gene ODAD3, whose product is annotated as coiled-coil domain containing 151. Bases 454 to 2373 code for a protein of 639 amino acids. Gene Ontology annotation, cellular component: cilium. The record is from RefSeq and is a predicted model, not a curated record. The transcript is spliced from 12 exons. Lineage: Eukaryota; Metazoa; Chordata; Mammalia; Chiroptera; Pteropodidae. Gene Ontology annotation, biological process: outer dynein arm assembly; cilium movement.
GUUCACGCUUAAUGGCGGCGCAAGGUGCUUCCAUCUUGGGAGUGGCGGGUUCUGCAGUCACAAAAGAAAGAUCCUGAAAAAUGCCCGCGAACCUCAGGCGGGAUUGGGGGCAGGGGUGGGAGGAGGAGGAAAAAAAAAAGGAUGAGCACGUGACUCUAAAGUAACCUCCCCCGCCAUCCUACUGCGCGACUCUGCCCCAUCCCCUGUUGGGACCAGCCCUCCGCUCAGCAUCAGCCAAUGAGAGCAGUGGUGCAGAACGCGGGCGGUUUCCUUGGGAGCGCCGGAGGGAGGAGGGGAGGAGGUUACCUAGCAACCGGGAGAUGCUGCGAGGCCCCGCCAAGCGGUCGGAAAGUGCAUUUCCAGAGCCCGAGGAACCAGAGCUGACGGAUUGCGAACAGGAGCGAUUACUAGUCGCCCCCCUACCCCUCAGGGGUCUUUGGCCCCAACCCAAUCAUGACGUCUCCCCUGUGCCGGGCGGCCUCCGCCAACGCCCUGCCUUCUCAGGAUCAGAUUUCGACCUCUUCCAAGGCCAAGGGCACUAUUAAGGCUGAGGCCAAGCACCGCCACCCUAGAGGCAAAGGCGCCGCACAGGCUUGGCCUCCACUCCAUUCCAAGAAGGGACCUGUUUAUGCCAGCCGGGGGAAGUCCGCUGUGCACACGCAGGUGGCUGAGUUACAGAGGAAAAUACAACUGUUAGAGGGUGACCGGAAGGCUUUUUAUGAGAGUAGCCAGUGGAACAUCAAGAAAAAUCAGGAAACCAUCAACCAGCUACGUGAGCAGACCAGGGUGCUGCAACUACAGCUGACGGACCUGCUCCAGGGAGAUGAGAAAGUGGUCCAGGCAGUAAUUCGGGAAUGGAAGUCAGAGAAGCCAUACCUGAAGAACAGGACAGGCCAGCAGGCCCUGGAGCACCUGGACCAUCAGCUGAGUGACAAGGUGAAGCAGCUCAACGCUCUGCGGCACCAGGUGGCAUUGCGGCAGAAAUGGCUGGAGGAGCUCCAGCUGCAGCACAGCUUGCGUGAGCUAGAGAUUGCCGAGGCGCAAGAUGGCAACUCAGAGGUGGCUAAGACCUUGCGGAACCUGGAGAACCGUCUGGAGAAGGCCCGGAUGAAGGCGGAGGAGGCAGAACACAUCACCAAUGUAUACCUACAACUCAAGGCCUAUCUACAGGAAGAGAGCCUUCACUUGGAGAACCGUCUGGAUUUUAUGGAGGCUGAGGUGGUGAAGACAAAACAUGAGCUGGAGGAACUUCAUGUGGUGAACCAAGAGGCACUCAACGCCCGGGACAUUGCCAAGAACCAGCUGCAGUAUCUGGAGGAGACCGUGUUCCGAGAGCGCAAGAAGCGUGAGCGCUACAUAACUGAGUGCAAGAAGCGUGCAGAGGAGAAGAAAGUGCAGAACGAACGCAUGGAACGCAAGACCCAGCGUGAGCACUUGCUGCUGCAGUCGGAUGAUACGAUCCAGGACAGCCUACGCACAAAGGAGGAGGAGCUGCAGCGGCGCUGGAGCAUGUACCAGAUGGAGGUGCUCUUCGGCAAGGUCAAGGACGCCACCGGCGUGGCCGAAACGCAUGCGGUGGUGCGACGGUUCCUGGCGCAGGGUGACACCUUCACGCAGUUAGAGACGCUCAAGAGCGAGAAUGAGCAGACACUGCUGAGGCUGAAGCAAGAGAAGCAGCGGCUGCAGCGGGAGCUUGAAAACCUGAAGUAUUCGGGGGAGGCCACAUUAGUGAGCGAACAGAAGCUGCAGUCGGAGUUGCAGCAGCGCCUCAAGGCAGAGGAGCAGCGGCAGGCUGAGGCCCAGAGCCAGCUGGAACGGGUCACACGGGCAUUGGAAAUACUGAAGGAGGGCCUGGAGCACCUGGCCAGCAAGCUGGACCGAGUCACAGUGACUGGCCUCGCCCCAGAUGAAGCCCUGCCCAGUAUCUCCCAGGACUUAAGAGGAGGCGCAGCCCCUCAGGUGGGGUUCCUGCCUGGUAGCCCACUGGAGGGAACACACCCUAUGCCCUGUUCAGGACGUCAGGGGCCCUCCUACAGGGGAGUCCCUACCUCACAACCCUUGGGGGAACCCCCUUAUUCCUUAAGCAGCCCAGUACUUCAGAGACCCUGUUCUGCCUCAAGUCCUGUCCCCAGGGGACAGUCCCACCUUGCACCCCCCCCCCAAACAAACAAAGAAACGAAAACCCAGGGAAAACUGCCCACGUAUAACACCCGCAUCGCCCUACCCCUUACUAGUCCCAAGGACAAGUUCUUCGACGAAGAGGAGACUGAAGACGAAGACAACGACGUGGUGACUCGCGCGGAGCUCAAGAUCCGUUCCCAGAAAUUAAUUGAAUCCCGCAGCAAGAGGCGCAAACGCUCACGGAGGCCCUAGACUCACCCUCACGCUCAUCUGUCGCCUCCCGGCCCCUUCGGAGCUCCUGACCCCUCUGGGCCCAGCUGCUGGCCCUCGGGGGCCCCUUCAAGGGAUGAAUGCGGCCCGAACAGGGAAGCAGAGCGGGCCAGCUGUGCCCGGAGUGGAGAAGAGGGCUGGGCUGCCAGACAUUCCCACAGUAAAUAUCCCCAGGCGGCCGCGCCGGCCUUGGAAUCACGCAAUAAAGGUCACCGAGUAGC